Molecule: messenger RNA, 2954 nt
Organism: Purpureocillium takamizusanense
Lineage: Eukaryota; Fungi; Ascomycota; Sordariomycetes; Hypocreales; Ophiocordycipitaceae
Gene: MON1
Product: Vacuolar fusion protein mon1
Exons: 1
Coding region: 267-2069 (600 amino acids)
Biological process (GO): vesicle-mediated transport; protein targeting to vacuole
Cellular component (GO): fungal-type vacuole membrane; Mon1-Ccz1 complex
Source: RefSeq, a predicted model, not a curated record
UUAUGAGCUGGGACGGUGGCAGCCUGCCCCUCCUCCAGCCUGCUGCUCCGCAGCGUUGGAUCCAUUCCAGCCAAGCUCCCGCGAGUCUUCGUCAUGCAAGCGUGCCGCUCUGCACAUCACCCUGCCACGACUCACGACGGGCGGACCUGAGAUCAACUGCGAUGCACCACGCACCGGGGCCAAAGCCUGCCUCUUCCCCCUUCGUACCGCCGUCUGAGAGUACCACGUUUAGCUGAAAUGCAACGACAGCUGUGCGAUCCACGAUCAUGGGACAGGAGACGGGAUCUCCCGACCGCGAGCAGCCGCCCCCGCUGCCUCCCCGGAGAGCAGCAUCGAGCUCGGCGGAUGCCAGGAGCCUGCAGGCACAGGCUACAACCGCGAUAACUCCGGUGGACAUACAGACACUUUCCUUUCCAGACGGCUCACGUGGGACGUUCUCGACACCGGGGCCUAGAUCGGUGUCCACACCAAUCAGUGCCAGCAGUGGCCCAGCAUCGCCGACUUGCAAAGGCAGUGGCUCCGGCGGCGAAGGGGCUGAUGAUGGUGCCAGCAUAUCGAGCUUCGCGCCGACGAUGCGCCCCGCCGGCGACAUUGCGAGUCUACUUGCAGGAGACUUCAACAGAAGAAGCCCUGCCUGGAACCUCUUGCAAUCACAGUCCGCCACCAUACAACCGUUUGAGCGUGGCAGGCGCGAAGUUCCAGAUCGGCUUGCUGAGUUUCACAAGGAGACUGAGCCACUACCGGAUGAGUCGGACGAGAAAUGCAAGGACGAAGAGAGACUUGCCAUAUGGAAAGCGAAACUCAAACACUACAUGAUAUUGUCCUCCGCUGGCAAGCCAAUAUGGAGCCGUCACGGAGACCUCAACCUCAUCAACUCCUCUGUAGGAGUGAUACAGACAAUCAUAUCCUUUUAUGAAGGCUCGAACAAUCCACUGCAGGGAUUUACUGCUGGCAAUGCCAGGUUCGUCAUCUCGAUCCAAGGCCCGUUGUACUUCGUCGCCAUAAGCAAGCUGGGGGAGAGCGACGCACAGCUACGCUCGCAGCUCGAGGCACUAUACAUGCAAAUCCUAUCUACUUUGACGUUGCCUACGCUCCGCAAUAUCUUUCUCAACCGGCCGUCAACAGAUCUUCGCAAGCCGCUUCAAGGAACUGAGUCGUUGUUGUCGUCGCUGGCGGACAACUUCACAAUGGGCUCGGUUUCUGCCCUGCUAGGCUCCUUGGAAUGCCUCAAGCUGCGCAAGUCGGAGAGACACACCAUUAACAACACAUUCCUAAAGCUGAGGGCCGAGAAGCUCUUGUACGGACUUAUUGUGGCUGGUGGGAAGCUCGUGAGCGUCAUACGGCCGCGGCGGCAUUCCCUACACCCAAGCGACCUGCAGCUCAUUUUCAACAUGCUGUUCGAAUCGGACGGCAUAAAAGGUGCUGGCGGCGAGAACUGGAUCCCCAUAUGUCUCCCAGCAUUCAACAACCAGGGGUACUUGUAUAUGUACGUCAGCUUCUUCGAAGGUGUGACGGGCGAUCAAGCAAGCACAUCAGCCGCCGGGGAGGGCAAUGCUGCGGAGGGGGAGGUGGCCAUGAUACUCAUCAGCCCGGACCGAGAAAGCUUCUACGACUUGAAAAAGAUGCGAGACGACGUCGCCUUACAGUUGGUGAAGAACGGCAGCCUCGCCUUGAUCCGCAAGACAGCACGAGCAGGUCGUCCGACUGUUCCUCAGAUUGCACCGGGCAGUCAGAUCAGCCAUUUCUUGUAUAAGUCACGAGCCAAUGUGCAGUUCUGCAUGUCCUCUUGGGCGCCUGCUUUCGCUCAAGUUGUGGAGCGGAGAAGGCUCAUGAGCCUGUACCACGAAUUGCACGCAUCAGCUCAUGCAAAGCACGCCCAUUUAAAGGUCUUGCAUUGCUGCAGCGAGGAGGCGACGUCGUUGGCAUGGGUUACGCCCGUCUUCGAGUUCUAUUGCGUAGGUGGGCCAAACAUGUCGCGGUCGUCCAUGACGCAGGGAGCGAACAAGGUUAUCCAAUGGGCAAAGAAGGAAGAGCAACGUCUUUUCAUCAUCGGAGGCGGCGUUUUCUGAACAAAAAAUGCCCACAUCUACUGCGAGAAAUUAUCAUUACCACAUGGGGUGUGCAGCUGCAGCUGCAGCUUCAUAUUUACAUAUCAUGAAUCCCCCUUGACGCCAUUCAAUACUCCCGCACAUCCAGUGCAGAGCUUUCUAGUCAUGUCAUUAAGCCAUGAGUACCAUUAUCCCCUUUGCCUUUGUUAACCAAGUACCCGAUCGGCAGUCAGCCACUCAUCCCGAUUCAUCCUCUUCGGUUACUGCGACCACUGGCCGGGAAUAUCUGUCGGGGCUUGCAAACGUGCAAGGCGUCGACGCCUCGGAUGCCGGGGUGACAACCGUUGACUUGGAGGCACGCCGCUGGCUGUGGCUAAAGUAGCCGUCGUCCGACUGCUCUGAAUUCUUUCGGGAGAAUACGAAUGAUUUGCGUGCCCACUCGCGAAUUCUGUCGUUAACGCUUGCACGGCGACUUUGUUCUGAAGACGACCAACUAUCUUGGCGCCACUGUAGCGGAGACGACGACUGGGCUUGGGUUUUGGCGCGCGUUGAACCAUGGGAAGUGUGGCGUUUGGCCUCCAUUUCAGGUCUGUUGUGCUGCUGGUCAGGACCAGGAUAACUGCCGCUGCUGUCUGUCGCCAGUGUCGUCCGCGAGGCGUUCAUGAGCGCUUCCGAAAACGGGGCGUCGAAGACUUCGCGGAACCGGGGGCUGCGUGGACUGCGAAUGCCAUUCUGUAGAUUUCCAAAGUCGCGGCUCGCCUGAGGGCAAUCCGGCAUAAUGACAUGUAGGCUGGGCUUGCGGGACGCCAUUGUAAAGUGAAAAUGCGUAAUAUGUGAGAGAGAGAUUGGGGGCUUUUGCUGGCUCGCGAUGCGGGCGGUGCCUACACUACACCUCGAGGCUGGCGG